GCUCCUUAAAGACGAGCUCUGUCAAUCCCUAAAUUAAAGUCUAGGUGUUAAUGAAAUAACCUUUUGAAUGAUGCUAAGUGAAAACAUAAACUUUUAUAGCGAAUUCCAAAGAUAACGUAACGCAAUCAAGUUAGUUGUUUUGGAUGAAUUUCUGAUGCAAGAUGAGUUACAUUUUGGCGCCUCAAACUGUUCCGGAAACGAAGAUCCGAGAAAGAUGCAAGGAUUUGAUACUGGACGAUGACACUUUGAGGGAAAUACAACGCCGAUUUUUGGACAACAUAAAACGGGGCCUCGGAAAAGACACUCACGAAGAGGCCAUCAUCAAAUGCUUCGUCACAUACGUUCAGAACCUCCCCAGCGGAGAAGAAUCCGGAAAAUUCCUGGCUCUGGACCUGGGAGGCACCAACUUCAGGGUCCUCCUGAUCGAACUGAGCCAGAACCACUUCGAGAUGAAGUCCAAGAUAUUCGCCAUACCUCAGCACAUCAUGUUGGGUUCCGGGGAGAGGCUGUUCGAUCACAUCGCAGACUGCCUCUACAAAUUCAUGAAAGAGGAGAACAUAGUCGAUGAGGUUCUACCGCUCGGUUUUACCUUCAGCUUUCCCCUGAUACAGAAGAGUCUCACCACCGGCAUAUUGAAGCGGUGGACCAAAGGUUUCAACUGUUCCAACGUCGUCGGGCACGAUGUUGUACAAUUAUUGUUGGAUGCCAUCGACAGAAGAGGGGAUAUCAAGAUUUCUGUCAUGGCCAUUCUGAACGACUCCACUGGUACUUUGAUGUCUUGCGCUUGGUUGAAUCAUAACUGCAGAAUAGGUCUCAUCGUAGGAACUGGAAGCAAUGCCUGUUACGUAGAGAAACAGAAAAAUGCUGAACUAUUCGAUGGAGAAGAUUUGGGGUCUGGAAACGUUUUGAUAAAUACCGAAUGGGGAGCGUUCGGAGAUGAUGGAGCUCUAAAUUUUGUUAGGACUUGUUAUGAUGAAGAAAUCGAUAAAAAUUCAGUCAACCCAGGAAAACAAUUGCAUGAAAAAAUGAUCUCUGGAAUGUACAUGGGUGAACUCGCAAGGCUGGUUCUUGAGAAAUUAACCAAAGAAGGUCUAUUGUUCGGCGGCAAAGGUUCAGAUAUUCUGUUCACCAGGGGUUCUUUCUAUACCAAAUAUGUCUCAGAAAUCGAGUCCGACAGGCCUGGAACAUAUUCGAAUUGUAUAGAAAUCCUUGAAGAAUUAGGUUUGAAACAUGCCACCGAGCAAGACUAUAUUAAUGUUAGGUUUAUUUGCGAAUGCGUGUCACGUCGAGCGGCCCACCUCGUUUCUGCCGCAGUAGCUGGACUACUGAACAAAAUGGGAGAAAAGAAAGUAACGAUAGGGAUAGACGGUUCAGUGUACAGGUAUCAUCCCCAUUUCCACAACCUAAUGAUGGAGAAAAUUGGUCAUCUGACGGAACCAGGCAUUGUGUACGAUUUGAUGUUGUCUGAAGAUGGUAGUGGUAGAGGUGCGGCCCUGGUUGCAGCAGUGGCGUGUAGGCAUCCUCGGUGAAGGAAUUCAAGGCCUAGAUGAAAAUUUGUACAUAAUAGUUAUAUUUGGGUUCCUACGAUAGACUACCAAUGAAAGUAUGUACAGGCAGCUUGGAUCAAGAAGCCUUACAAAUAUAGAUUUCAAAUAUCGGUCCUUUACUCCAAAAUCUGCUACGAUUUUUAUUGUUCAGACCAAAUUAUUUAUGUCUUAAUUUGUUAGUACUUAUUUUUCGAAGUGAAAGAAAUGUAAUAUAAUUUAUAUAAAUUUUAAGAUUUGUUGUUAUUGGUUUCCUAUUUUUAAUUGAUACUCUGCAAGUUGAAUUUUACGAAUAGAAACGGAACUGCCUUGCUGUGUAAAAUAUUGGGGAAACGUCAGUGAUCUGUAUAAAGUGCUAAAAAUUUUAUCGUUUGAACUUGUCUUUUCAACUAGAUGUAAUUUUGUAAGUACGCAAAUGUACUGAGAAUUUUUCGAUAUCUUUUUUACAAGGCAAUAGUUGCAAUUGAAUACCAAAUCUGGUUUGAUAUAAAUGAAUAUUUUUAUCUAUUUUGAAAUGUCAACUAAUAAAUUGUUAUAUACUCAA
Coccinella septempunctata (seven-spotted ladybird) is the source of this 2088-nucleotide messenger RNA. RefSeq names its product hexokinase type 2. NCBI's taxonomy places the organism in Eukaryota, Metazoa, Arthropoda, Insecta, Coleoptera, Coccinellidae. The record is from RefSeq and is a predicted model, not a curated record. Gene Ontology annotation, biological process: glucose 6-phosphate metabolic process; glycolytic process; intracellular glucose homeostasis. Gene Ontology annotation, molecular function: fructokinase activity; mannokinase activity; D-glucose binding. The transcript is spliced from 8 exons. Gene Ontology annotation, cellular component: cytosol; mitochondrion. Bases 162 to 1529 code for a protein of 455 amino acids.